This is a messenger RNA of Symbiodinium sp. CCMP2456, 663 nucleotides long. NCBI's taxonomy places the organism in Eukaryota, Dinophyceae, Suessiales, Symbiodiniaceae. The record is from the annotation of a GenBank genome assembly.
AUGUCCUGCAUCAGGCACUGCUUCACCGCGGAGCAGGUUGCCUUGAAGGUCCUCCAAAGCGACCUCAUCAAGGAGGCGGAGGACAGAGCCCGGGUCGAGCGGGAGAUCCAGCUCCUGAAGCUGCUCCGGCACCCACACGUGGUGCAGCUGUUCGAGGUCAUCGAAACAGCGGGGGCGCUUUACUUAAUCAUGGAGUACGCCUCCGGCGGCGACCUCUUCCACUACAUUGUUGAAAACCAACGGGUGCCCGAACCCCAAGCCUGCCGCUUCUUUCACCACAUCAUGGCGGGCGUCGAGCACCUUCACGCGAUGAACAUCGCUCAUCGCGACCUCAAGCCGGAGAAUCUGCUCCUAGAUGAGCAAAACUGCGUCAAAAUCGCCGACUUUGGGCUCAGCAAACGCUUCGACGACAACCAGCUGCUGAGCACUGCCUGCGGAUCGCCUUGCUACGCUCCCCCAGAGAUGGUUUCGAGACAGAGCUACGUCCCGCAAAUGUGCGACCUGUGGAACUGUGGUGUCAUCCUCUUUGCAAUGGUAUGCGGAGUUUUGCCCUUCGAGGACUCCAACCUCCAGGUGCUUUACGAGAAGAUCUUGGCAGCCAGCUACACAUCUCCCUCCUGCAUCACCGACUCCGUGAAGGAGCUGAUCCAGUGCAGGAGCUGA